UUCGAAUGGAAACACAGGGGAAAGUGUUCGGAACACGAGUUGUUAGGAGAGGCAAUGUGCAGGAAUAAAGGAUGGAUUAAACUGUAAGUGAGUCGGAUGAACGUAUUCAGUGACAUACUGUUUGCUUUUUACCAUGUACUUGGUAUAAAUACAGAUGAACGGGGAUUUUGCUGAAUGUUAUGAUAUUGUGACUGGAGUGGUGUGUUCCGAGCGGCUGCGAUGCAGAUGAUAUUUUGAGAGAGCUCGCCGCAAAAUGUAACGGACUUGCUGUGUUGUGUGUGCUAGGCUUGGCGAUAUGUCGUAUAUCGGUGUUUUAUUCGGGUGUGUUAUUUAAAGAUCACACUUGUAAUGUGAUAGUUUCAAGUUGGAUUUAUUUAUAUCUAAAUUUAACAUAACGUUUCCCGGAUUUUCAGUUGGAUCUCUAAAGCCGUGUGGCAACAUGGCGACCGUAAGGAUGAAAGGGCUGGAUACAGGUUUGUUUUGCAUUGUGUUUUUAACGACUUUGAUUGGUUUAAUACAUUCCACUACAUCUACAAAAUAUAAGAAAAUAGAGACAAAUGUUUAUGUGCCAUUUAAAACACCGCCAUCAUCUAUCAUUACAAAGCUCUCGGUAUCAGGAAAAGUACCUGUUUUGGAAAGUUUGGAUGAGACAGCAAGGUCACUUUUUAAAAUGGACAAGGGUCAAUUCAUGACAAAUGCUGAUCUGACAUCUUCAUUAGGAAAGAAAUUUACGUUUUACGUCAGGGAUGCUUUAGAAAGUGGGCCCAUCCUGGAUGUAUUACAUGUAGUUGUUGACAAUUCAACAGAUAUGUUUACAUUUCCUCAACUACAGUAUAUUGGUACCAUUAAAGAAAAUCAGCCAUCAUUUUCACCUGUAGAAGUAGUGGGACACAUCUGGUCUAGAAAUCAUAAUUCUGCAUCACUUGGUCAUAUUAAAUACUCCAUCAUCCACCAUUCAGGGCCAAGUGAUUUUCAUCUCAAACACAAAAUUUACAGUCGAUUAGAAGAAGUCAAAUUUGUUGCUCGAAAACCACUGGACAGAGAAGAAAACAACCACUACAGAAUAAUUGUCCAGGCUGAAAAUGACAACGGUCAAAAGGCUCAAGCUGUGGUCAAGAUAUUUGUAUUGGAUGAAAACGACAACAUUCCAAAAUUUGAAAAAUCUUCAUAUUCUGUAGAAUUUGGCGCAGCAAUUUAUGGUGGAAGAAAGGUUAUUCAAGUUCGUGCCUUUGAUAUGGAUGAUGAAACCAUCUCGUAUAAAAUUGCCGAUGAAAAUGGUCUAUUUAUCAUCGACCCUAUAAGUGGGAAAGUAUUCCUGAAGAGGAACGGCUAUCUGGAUUCUGGGAAAUACAUAUUUUAUGUUGUGGCUCGAGAUUCCAUUGGUCAUUCAAGUGACCCGGUCAGUGUUGAAAUCAAAGUGAUUCCUAAGGCUUUAAAAUUUGUAUCUUUUCAUAAUCAUCCUCAGUCCCAUCGUUUAACCAAGAGAUCUACCGUCAUCAAUCGUGUUGAGAAAACCUACGAGGUUCCGGAGAGUAUGCCUAGUAGUAAGGCUAUGUUUAGUAUAGCCUCAACUCCACCCCCUUUAUCUGGGGUGGAGCAGUAUAGUCUAAUGAAAUCCUCUCUUCCUGACACAUUCCAAGUUGACACCCGUGGAAAUGUCUACAUCAGACAGGGGAGACAACUUGACUAUGAAGACAUGCAGCAUCGGGUCAUCGGUCUGAAAUUCCACAUCACUAACUCAAACAACUUUCAAGAUUUAACGGAACUCGCAAUCACGCUUAAGGUGACGGACACCAACGAUGAACGCCCCAUAUUUGUUAAUCAGCCCCGGCCUUUCCUGGCGACAGUAUCAACAAAUCCGAGUGUUGGAGAGAUGGUCUACGAACUGCUGGCAUACGACCCAGACACCGGCUCAGAUAUCAAAUACAUCUUGGAGUCAGCUGGAGAGAGGAAGUUUGCCAUCCAGAAUGUCAAUGUCAAUGGAACCAAUGUUGGGCGAAUCAUCACGACGGUCAGUGGGAAUGGUCAGUUUGAGAGGGGACGUGUUUAUGAGCUUGUCGUUUCUGCUCGGGACAUGUCUGCCCUUGAUGCCACUCAGAAAUCGGAUUUUGAGAUUGUCCAAGUCCUUGUUGGAAAUCGUUCACCGCAGUUCUUUGAAAAUCCUUACAUUGCCUAUGUGUCUGAAAACAACCAAGCAGGAUACAAGCUCCAGACUGCAGAGAGAGUUAAUCUGAAAAUUCAAGCAAAGCCAUUUCAGUCCCAGCAAGGGGACCAUUCAGUACGAUUCCAUUUGUAUGACGAACGGAAUCAGCCAUCCUCAUUGUUUGCUAUUAACGAGGUGGGGGAAGUUGAGACGCUUCAGAGCAUGGACUAUGAGGCAUCGUCAUGGAAACAGUUUACGUUGACACUGAAUGGCACAGAGGAAUCGACUGGCCUCACAAGCUCAACACAGCUGAUUGUGAACCUAGAAGAUUCCAAUGACAACUCACCUGUGUUUGGUCUGUCGACAUAUACCAACAGUACCAGUGAAGGAACUCCAAUCAAUGCUACCUUGUUUUCCGUGAUAGCCACUGAUCGAGAUUCGGGGGAAAAUGCAGAACUGACUUACGAAGUAAACAACGACAACUUCUACGUGGUCACUCGCUAUGACCCGGUCUCCGAUAACUACAUUGGCGACCUCAAAGUGGCGAAGAGGUUGGAUUACGACUUCCAUCCCGAUCGACUCUACAAGUUCAAUGUAACGGCAACUGAUCAUGGAGCUCUCCCAAAAAAGGGAUGGGCAAGUGUGGUCAUUUAUGUCACGAAUAUCAAUGACGAGAAGCCUCGGUUUGGAACGGGACUCGGUGAAAUCAACGCCAGCAUCAGGGAGGACCUAGCAGCUAACAAUUACGUGACGAUGGUCCAGGCUGUAGACCCCGACGGCGACAAUGUCGAGUAUUUCUUCACAGAACGAUUGACAAAAGCCCCUAAUGGUCCAUUCAUCAUUGACCCCAAGUCUGGGGUCAUCCAGUUGUCCAACUCCAUUCCUCCAGCCAUACCAAGAUAUGUGUUGAACAUAACAGCGUAUGACGACGGAUCGUGUUGUGAUGGUCAUGUGACACAGCGUCAGGAUGCGGUUCUUAUCGUAGAAAUCAAGGACAUCAACAACAAUAACCCAGGCUUUCCUUCGUGUAACUACCAACCUAAUGUGAUGGAGAACCAGCCAAUAGGGACCAGGGUGGUACAGGUUAGAGCUGAAGACAAUGACCGAGGUCCGAAUGGUCAGAUUACCUAUUCUGUGGUCACUCCUGCUUACCAAACCAAGAACUUUGAUGUAGAUCCUGACAACGGGACAGUGGUAACCAAUAUCGUGUUUGACCGCGAGUCUGAGCAGGGUUCCCGUGGUUACCCAGUCACCAUUAAGGCUGAGGACAAAGGCCAGCCUCAGCAGCUCAACAGUCUGUGUACGUUCUGGGUCCACAUUGACGACCGCAAUGACAAUCGACCCAUGUUCGAUUCUCUCUCAUACUCCAAACAGAUCACACGUACAUUUGAGGUCAAUAAGCGUGUCACUGGUGUGUUGGCAACAGACCGUGACAUGGGACAAAAUGCUGAAGUGACAUACCUUUUUGAGUCCAAUCCUGGAAACUACUUCAGAAUAGAAGAAGAUACUGGUUCCAUCUUCUUGGACAAGAGUCUUAUUGAUUUUCCGUACACCAGUAACCAGACCAGUGUCAUUGUAAUGGCCAAAGACAAUGGUAACCCACCACUCAACUCAACCGUGCGUGUGACCAUCAGUCUGGCCGCAUCGCAGGGGGAGGUGCCUACUUGGGACGAGAGUUAUGAUGGCAUGGUUUAUGUGGUUGAGGAGACAGUUCCGUCAGGUCAUACGAUUGGUCGAUUCACCGCCAGCUCUAACAUCUUAGAUCCACAACUACAGGGCGUCAGUUUUGCUCUCAUCAAGUCAGAUGGAUCCCAGUCCCAAUUUGAUGACAUGUUUAGAAUUUCAACCUCGUCCAAUUUGGUGAAACUGAAGCUGCGUGGAAAUCUUGACUACAAUCAUAAGAACAUGUACACUGUCCGGUUACGUGUCACGAACAAGGGCCUAAACCCAGCAUCAAAUGAAAUGCGUGUGACUGUGAAGGUGAAAGACAUGAACAACCAGCCACCACGAUUUGAAGGACUUGACCCGACCAUGAGUAACACCUACCGAGGCAGUGUCCCAGAAAACGAACCUGUUGGUCAAACGGUCAUCACAGUCAAAGCUGUUGAUGCUGACCAUGAUCCCCCUAACAAUGAGGUACGGUACAGUAUAAUUGAGGACCGGUAUGGUGUCCACCGAUUAUUUGACAUCAACCCGCUGACCGGUUUGAUCACCACCAACUUCACGUUUGAUCGCGAGGUUGAUUACCUCUACUAUAUUGACAUCAAGGCUGUAGACGGGAAGCCGUCAGAUGUUCGUGACCAUGAGCCACCAAAUACUCCGAACAGUGCCACUGCCCAGGUCCUGGUUGUAAUUGGUGACAAAAAUGACAACACACCACGAUUCCAGCAGACACUUUAUGAGAAGGAGGUACAGGAACAGCCGCCCGACAGCAGCAAGGCCAUCAUCCGAGUACUGGCUGACGAUCUGGACAGUUCUGAUGUUCUGACCUACACUAUCACCAGUGGUAACGUGGGAAAUGUAUUCGGCAUUAAACAGAAGACAGGAGAAAUCUACGUGGCCCGAGAUCUGGAUUACGAAACUCCACCGAAGGUUUACAACUUGACCAUUACGGCAAACGACGGGUACCAUACCAACACAACAAGGGUCAAACUGACCGUACUGGACAUCAACGAUAACCAGCCAGAAUUUACUCAGGCAGAGUACAUCAUUAAAGAUGUGGUGGAGGAGAUUGACCCUCCUGCUGGACAACAGAAAUUCCUCGUACAGGUAAGCGCUACUGACAAAGAUAUUGACCGUCCACACAAUUUCCGGUACAGUCUCAACAUUGAUGACCAGGAUCCUGGUAACCCAAUGUUCGUCAUUGGUCCAGAAGACGGAAGGAUUUUCUUAAAACGCAGUCUUGACCGUGAUCUUCCUAAUGGUCGGGCUGAGUACCAGUUUAACAUCAUCGUCGAAGAUGAACCUGGCAAUCCACAGUCUCUGAUUGGCUACGCUUAUGUGAAAGUUCAGCCAAAGGAUAUAAAUGACAAUGCUCCAUUAUUUGUGGGAAAUCUAACGGGAUACGUUCCAGAGAAUUCAGCUAAAAGGAAGAACAUCAUGACAGUCCGUGCCAAAGACUUUGACCUGGGAAUGAAUGGAACAGUUUACUAUCAGAUAGACGGACGAGGUAACACACCAGCCAAUCCUGACAAUGGCGAGUAUCUCUUCAAGAUCCAGGAGUCCUCUGGUCUGGUCUACUCAAAUACGGAUAUCUUGAACCGCGAGGUGCUUGACCGAUACCACCUACAGGUGAUAGCCGUUGACCGUGGCGUCCCGCAGAGAAGCAGCACCGCCACCUUGACUAUUAAAGUCUCCGAUGAAAAUGACGAGGCUCCAGUGUUUCUACAGAAGAUAUACCGUGUCACUUUGUCCGAGAGUCAGAAGAGCGGUCCAGUUAUCACCGUGUCGGCCACAGAUGACGAUAUCGGGGAGAACGCUAAGCUGACGUACACCUUACAGAGUGACCUGAGCUUUUUCUCCAUCACAACACUACCAUCCAACGCUGGUGUCAUAAAUGUUUUCCAUCCUGUUGAUUAUGAAAAUGUCCAGCAGAGGUUUUUUAACUUGACUGUGAAGGCGCGAGACUCGAACCCUCUUCACGAAGAUCAUGCCUUUGUUGAGAUUACAGUCACGGAUGCCAAUGAUGAACCUCCAAAGUUCACUGACACUGUUAAAAUCAUGGACUUUAACGAGAACAUCGAGGAGGGAACAUUACUGUAUACAUUUGCUGCCAAUGAUAAAGACAGCCCGCCCAACAAUGACUUCACGUUUGCCAUUGCUGACUAUUCAGACCGCUUCUAUGUAGAACAACAGGGCAACAAAGGAUUUGUGAAGAUCCAGAAAGGUUUGGACGGGCAGACACUGGACCGAGAAACUAGCUCAAAGUAUACUGUUGAAGUUCUUGCCAUUGACAAAGGUGACCCACCUCUAACUGGGACAGCUACGCUCAUCCUGAACGUGGCUGAUCUUAACGACGAAGCUCCAACAUUUGCCGAGAAUUAUCGACCAAUCGUAAUGGAGGAUGACCCAUUCCCUCAGCAGGUGUUGACCUUCAAGGCAAGAGAUCGGGACACUCGUGCUCAUGGACCCCCGUUCAAAUUCUACCUGCCAGCAUGUAGGGAGAACCCAACUUGUGACAGUGAUGGCAACUUGAACUUCACUUUGGUCUUCAACCAGUCCGGUGAUGGUAGUAAUGGAACCGGGACUAUUUAUGCUCAGAAUCGUUUCCUCCGAGAGGAGAAGAAAUUUUACUACCUUCCGAUUGUGAUGACUGACAUGGGAGGUUACCACCCCCUUAGUAUGACAGGGACCAGCACGCUGACCAUCGAGAUCGGCGACAAAAACAAUAACCAGCACUCGGACGGCUCUAAGGAUAUAUUUGUGUAUAACUACAAAGGUUUGUUUGGUAACAUCGAAAUCGGCCGUGCGAAUGCGAAUGACCCAGAUGAUUGGGACUUCAAAGACAAAUGGUACUACUUCAUAGGACCUAAGGACAUGACUCGAUUCUUCAGUGUAUCAAAAGAGAAUGGGACAAUUAUGAUGAAGAAAGGUGUGCCAGGUGGUUAUUACGAGUUCAAGGUUCUAGUUUACGAUCACGUCGUCUUCACUCAUCAAAACGCCACUGCUACCAUACAUGUCACUGUACAGGAAAUAGACGAUGAUGCGGUAUUCAGCUCCGGGUCUGUUCGACUUUCAGGUACAAGUGCUGAGGAAUUUAUGGAGGAGAGACCUGAGGGAAGUAGUUAUAACCGAUUCAAGUCUCUUCUCGCCAGGCGCCUGGGAGUACGCGAGAAAAAUGUGGCCAUUUUCAGUGUGAUGAAUAACGGUUCAUAUACAGAUAUAAGAUACGCUGCACAUGGGUCGCCAUGGUAUCCAGCCAGUAAACUGGACGGAAUUGUCAUGACAUACAAAGACGAGUUUGAGACAGUGUCAGGCGGGAAGAUCGCAAUGGUGAGCAUAGAUUUGUGUGUAAAGGAGGUGUGUGAAAGUGGAGGCUGCACAAACACGUUAUUUGUUGACAGUCGGCCAAGUCUUGUGAACACUAAGGGGCAGAGCUUUGUGGGCGUGUCUACAAUGAUCAAAACAGACUGUAUCUGCAAAGCCCGAGACUUCUCUGAACCGCUCGUGUGUAAAUCUGGGUACUGUUAUAAUGGAGGCACGUGUGUCCGAGACAACUGGGGUGAAGUGACCUGUCAGUGCCUGAGUGGCUUUGAUGGCAAACGAUGUCAGAAGACUCGACACAGCUUUAAGGGUGGCUAUGCACUGUAUCCGGCCCUGGCUCAGUGUGAGGAAAGCACCACCAGUAUAGAGUUUAUCACUACAUCGGAGAAUGGUCUCAUUUUCUACAACGGACCCGUGGAACCGAUAGGUCCCAACAUUCCACGGGACUUCAUCGCCUUGGAGCUGAUUAAGGGGUAUCCACAGUUACAAGUCGACCAUGGAACUGGCAAAGUUAUGAUGCCUCUUGAUGGCAAGGACAAAAACCAAAUAACUCGACUAAAGAAACUCAAUGAUGGAGUUUGGCACCACAUUGACAUCGUCCGAAAAGGAAGGAUGGUUACUAUGACUGUUGACCAAUGCCAGGCAUCUGUUUUUGAGCGCAUGAGUGAAUCAAACGAAGAUCGUCAGCCGUGCGAGAUAACCGGGAGUACUCGGGGACGAAACAAAUACCUAAACGUCAACACCAUGUUACAGAUGGGCGGUCGCUACAUCACUCCUCCGUAUCCUACGGGGAUAACCAAUCAGAGCUUCUUCGGCUGUAUCAGGAAUUUAUACCACAACGGAGAGCUCUAUGAUUUAUACACAAGCCGGAACCACCCAGGUCUUAACCACGAAAACGACUGCCCGCAGGAAGACCGUCAUUGUGAGGACGAAAGAAGACGGAGUGUUUGUGGACCUCACGGCACAUGUGAACUUGUUCACUGGAACAGCAACGACUUUAAAUGUCAGUGUAAACCUGGCUAUCGACCGAAGUACAAAGGCUCCAACAAGUGUGACACAAAUACAACAGUUCGUGACCUAAAGGACCAUGGCUUUAUGUCCUGGGUUCUGAAAAAUGAAAUGUUCAACACCCUACAGGAGAGGACAAUCUCGGUCGAGAUGAGUUUCCGUACUCGCGAUGCGGACGGUGGAAUCCUUCUCCACCUCCCAUCAACGUCCAAAGAGUACAUUACACUUGAGAUCGUCAACAAUCACCUUCAGGUGACCUUCAACCUUAAGGAUCAUGACGCACCCCUAAUGCCAAAUGUUCUUUCACUGUCAGCUGUCCGUGCAAACAACGGACAGUGGCAUCAUGUCAAAUUUAUCCGCACUGGCAAGUGGUUCCAAUUAAAGAUGGAUGGAGGAGAGGGUCGAUACUACAACGAGACUUGGGGCAAAUAUGGAGAAAGUCAGAAGUUCCACCUUCGCAGUGAUCAGAUUGUUGCUGGAGCUCGCGUCGUGUUUGAUGCGACUCCGACCUUUGAUAAACGUGGUCUCAAAGACACCUGUAUAACGGAUAUCCGAGUGGAUGAUAAGUGGUUCCCAAUGCGAGUAGAGGAGAACCUACAUAGCCCUGCGGCAAACCUUUCUCUCUACCCCAAUGUCCAGAUGAACUGUGUCCGUGACGACGACUGUACUGGCCACCUCUGUUCCAGUGGCACCCCCAUCAGUAAGGAGUGUGUGCCACUGUGGGGUGACCGAGACUGUAGGUGCCCAGCCGGCAGUGAACCUGGCACAGCAGAGAACUGCAUUCCUAUCCUCUACUGUAACCCCAACCCUUGUUACUCGGGUGGAACUUGUAUUGAGCUAGACUACCCAGACACAUUCAUGUGUAACUGUCCCGCAGGAUGGACCGGCAUGCUGUGUAACCAACAGGCUCAGUCUGAGGUCAUCCCGGCUGGGGUCACUACUGAGGCCCUGGUCAUCAUCAUUGUCAGUAUCUUCACUGUUGCCUUGAUUGUGAUGCUUGUCUUCCUGUUGGUUUGGAACUUGACCAAGCGUGACAAGGAGAAAUCCAUCUUGUAUGACGACCAAUAUGAUGACAUUCGUGAGAAUGUGAUGGACCAUGACGAGGAAGGGGCAGGUGAGGAAGAUCAGGAUGGUUAUGACAUAUCUCGCUUACGUAAACCCGACCAGCCCUUCCUCCUACCUUCCCAGGGCAGACCGGAUAAAGUGCGUCCUGGUGAGACUCCAGAUGUGGGAAGUUUCAUAGAAGACCGACUGAUCGACGCAGACCAUGACUUGAGUGCUCCACCUCACGACAAUGUAAUGGAAUUUGCUUAUGAGGGUGGAGACAGCGACCUGGGGUCGUUGAGUUCGCUCCACACGAGUUCUAGUGGUGGAGACCAGGACUACGAAUACCUAGAUGACUGGGGACCAAAGUUCUCCAAACUAGCUGAUAUGUACCAAUCAGUCCCCACCGAGGAAAGUUUGUGACCCCAGUAAUCAUAGACUUAUUCUAUCGUGUGCUCAUGGACAAUUUUUCAUAUUGCCUGUAGUGCUGUACACAACCUUCAGAGGAAUCAUCUACAAUUUAUCUGUUCUUUCAUCCUCUUUGAUCAGUGAAAAUGAAUGACUUAGGAACACCCUGUCUACAGAAAGUCGUGAUCUGAAUGUGACUGACGAUCUGAGAAAUGUCAGUAAAACAAUUAUCAGUGUUUUGUAGGAUCAUUUCAUCUGAAUAUUGAUAAAACCAGUAAUACUGUUUUCUCUGGUGUUAUUGACAUGAGAGAUUGUGCAUUUCCAUUCCUCAAUAUUAUAUGUGUGACAAAAUAUCUCUUCAAUAUUUUGAGAGAAAGUCAAUAUACACAAAAGAUACCAUAGAGAAAAUACCAAAGAUGUUUUAUUAACAAAUAUAAUAAAUAGCUUAAGACAGGACCAUGCAAACAUUAAUUUCUAGUCAGGGACUUAUCUGUCUAGGAAAAAGGUAUCCUGCUACAAUUCUUAUUCUGUGUAUGUGUGUACAUGUGUUUAUACACGUGUGUUACCUGUACACAUGUUCAGUAGAUGAAUGUGUUUUGAAGACUGGUAUUACAACACUAGUAUUAAAUCAAUAUUUUGCAGGGCUUACAUCACUGUAAAGCAAAGUCAUAUUGGUAAAGUAUGAUUGCUACAGCACUAUGCUACAUAUUUAAUAUGGUUGAUGUUUUGAAGCUUUUCUGGAGAUUUUUGGGGUAAAUAUGUGUUACAAUUUUACAGAGGUUUAGAUUAUAAAGGGAGAUUACUCUUAUUUUGAUAUCGGACAUCACAUCAGAAAACUUGUGUCGUGUGCAUUUUGUAUAGUCACCUAAACAUUAUAUAUAUUUUAUUUCAGUGUUUGUUUAUGAUACGAUACCCCCUAAAUGCAUAAUGGACUAGACCAUUCCAAUGGUAUACAAGCUCCAUGUGGAAGUUGAUGGGGGAUACAUUUUCCUGAGAAAUGUCAUUACUUGUUGUAUAAUGUUCCUGUAGAAAAUGAUGGUUGUGCAAAUAAUUAAAAAAUCAAAAUGAUAAUUUCCUAGCAAUGAUUCAAGAAAAUUAUCAAUUCAAAAUUGAUAAACUUUUUCUUGAUUUAGUAUUGAUUCUGUGGAUAAUAUUUUGUGGUGUUUUGAGGUAAUCAUUGAAAAACAUUUUGACUCAUUCCUCCGAGCAUAGUGAACGAGUGUAAAUAAAUGAGUUUGUGUUUAAGAAAAAAUGUACUAACAGAAGAGAUAGAUUUUGUAGGGACUUCAUUGAUACAAAUAGUGAGUAUACUGAAUUGGAUGAAAUAUUACUUCAUAUCAAGGAAUGACCAGAAAGAUUUAUGAAGGUUGAAGUUUGAAGAUGCUAGUAUAUUUCAAAUUGAGAAAAUUUUUGCAAGAUUUUGUGACAUACAGAGUGAGGUUGUGUAUUAUAUAUCUAUUAGUAAAAUGAAAGAUGAAAUGUUGUGUCUGAGAUAGAGCGAAAGUGAAAGAGAAAGAUAGUGUAAUAUGUGAUGUAUGUAAGACGAAAGUAUGGAAUAUAAUGAGAGACCGAGAGAUUAUUGUAUUAUAUUAUAGUGAAGAGAUUGUGUGAAAGGAGAGGAAGAAAUCUAGUGUAUUAUAUAUAUAAAAAGAAACUAGAAUUUGUGUGAUAGGUUUGAUAUACAGAUGGACCAAACCCAUGUGCCCAGAGAAAUCACAGCUAUAUAUAAAAUUUAGUAACUUGAGAGUGGUAAGUUUGGUGCAUCUUGUAGUCAUAGCGAGGGUUUUUAUUAAACCGGGAUUUUCAAACUUGCACCUUGCCAUUUCCAUAUGUAAGAAUUGACCAGCGCUAUAAUGACCAAUAAAAGCAUUCUUUUUCCAAACCAUAACCUUUAUCCAUGCUUACAGAGUAUAAACAGAUACUCUAACAAACAUUACAAGAAUUAUUUCCAGAAAUAUUUAAUAAAAAUCAUGUAUAAUAUACAUCAUAUCAGAAGCAACAAACAAAAGUUUUUCUGUCUUUUUAAUAUUUUUCUAUAUUCUUUUAUACAGUGCAUCUUAUAAAUAUAUUUUCAAAUGCCCAUCUCCAUUUUGUUUUACCAACAUGGUCCUAAGGUAUUAAUUUAUUUUCUUUAAUCAGAUUUUGUAAACUACAUUAAUUUUUCCAUUUCCAAAAGUGAUCUCAUUGAGUUAUCUCCCCUGAGGCGGGACAUAUCACCUUGACAACAGGAUGCACCAAUAAAUACCAUUGAUAUAGAUAUACAUGUAUCAACAAUGACAAAUAUCACCCCAAAUUAUUCAUCAUUGUCAUUUAAAGCACAUAUUUUAAAAGAAAAAAACAAAUCAUCAUAAAUCAUUGUCAUCAUCAUUAAAUUGCCAUAUUAUAGCAUCACAUUUUUUUUAAUAUUUUGAUACAUUUGAAAAAAGGUUUCUUUUUUUUUACCACAGAUGUAUUUUUCAAGUCUUGCCUUCUCAUGUAAUAUAUACGCCACAGUUUGUAUUCGGUUAAUGAUCGUGUAUGUUGUAGGAUACAUUAGCUUAAAAUGACACCUUUAUGUUGUUUUUUACAAAACAUUUUGUGUUUGAAUGAUCACUGUAAUCAUCAUCAUCACCUUCAGCUGUGUAAACACCAUUUUGAAUUGCACUGCCAAGCUUUAAAAUGUUGUUAUAUUCAUUUGAAUGCUAUGUAUACCUGAUAGUGUUUUGUAAUUAUAAUGCUUUAUUAUGAAACGUCUAGAAAUACAUCCACUGAAAAUUUUCAUUUGAAAAAUUCUACUUUUAAAAACAGUAUCCAUGUCAUUGACUUUACAGAGAUACACAGGGUAUUGUAUCACUUUAUAUUUUUAAUAACAACUGUCUCAGAAGAAAGCGAUAUUUCAACAGAAUUUUUUCUUUAAAAGUAUAAGAGUCAAUUUUAAGAAAAUAUAUAUACGGGAAGUAUUGAUAUAGUAUAACAAGACUGUUUUCCAUUGUUUUAAUACUUCAGUUUGUGACAUGUUUAGAAUUUAUCAGACCAUUUUUCCUCAGGAUGAUUAGCUGUAAGGUUAGCUCAUAAGUUCGUAGUUUCAUGACAAGGUUGUGAAGUUGAUGUGCGCAAUACCGGUACUCAUAUCUUAUUUAUGCCAUCAUUUCAUGAAACAAGAAUGCAUAUUGAGUUUGAACAUUUUACCCAAUAUUGUUUAUAAUACCGGUACAGCUUUAAAAGCUUACAAUUAUGUUGAAAUUCAGGUGCUUUAAGAUUCAUUUUUGAUGGAACCUUUUGUGAAUUAUGCAAAAAUUUUGCUUGGUAUGUAGUAAUUUUGACUUGAACUGUAGUUGUUUGUGUGGCAAAUGUCUGGUUUGAAGCUAAUGUAAAUAUGUUUAUAUCUGAUCUCCUCUUUACAAUGGAAUCGUCUUAAAAACAUUAUCCAGGCUGGAAUGAUUUUAACAGGAAUGUUACAAUAAAUUGAAUAUGACAUUAACAGACAUGUUACAAUAACAGAAAUAUUUGAAUAAAUGUAUUGGGAUGAUUAGUUGACCUCCAUUUUGUUGACAAAUGGUAAGUUUGGAAUAAAAAAAGUGGGGGUGGGGGGGGGUUCUAAAUGCAAAUUAUUUUAAGCAUAAUAUUGUAAUAUAUAAAACCUGAUUAUACUAGACUAGACUUUACUGUAGGUAAUUUAUCUGUAUCCUUGAGGAAGACGAUGACCUGUUUAUGUAGAUCAGGUAAACUAGAACCAGUGUAGGUCUACCCGUUUGGUUAUAUUUCCUUGUUGUUAAUCCUUUGAUAUGAUUGGUUGUGAAUUUGAUCUAUGGUUUGUAGUUUGUAUGUAAGUAUUGUUAUUGUAGAUAUGUGCAUUAAAACUAUUUAUGCUUUCAUGUUCUUUUAAAAAUGGUGAUAUCACAAAUAUUUCUUAACUUAAUGAAAGGAAAGUAAUUUAAUUGAAACAACACUCCUUAAUAUUUUUAGCACUCCAUACAAUUAUGAUAAGAGUGAAUUUGAUGAAAAACGAUUAUCAAAUUUCAAAAUGAUAUGUUUGGGAUAUGAACAUUUAUAAUAACAAAUGAAGUAUUCUCUUCAUAAAUUACAAAUUUCAAAAUGAUAUGUUCAGGAUAUGAACAUUUAUAAUAAAAAAAUGAAGUAUUUGCUGCAUAAAUUACUGUAGAAAUAAUGUUUUAAGUUACUUUAAGAAGAAAAAAAUAUGUGUUAAUACUCCGAUAUCCAUUUAUCUGAUGAAGAGUUGUUUUCUAGACAACAAAGACACAGACUAAGGAACAUACAGUAUCGUAUAUAAGAGUAAUAGCUCACAUACAAAGUGUACUUGGUUUCUAGCACGGCUUGUAUUUUUGUUGGAAAGAUGCAACACAAUUUAGAGACCUCUGACCUAAAAUCAACUUGAGCAUCAGGCCUCCGUUCCAUCAGUAUUCUGGACAUAAAGAUUUACAUUGGAAAUCAUUACAGGAUUUAAGAAAAGUUUCCUUUACAUAGAUUUUCCCUCAAGAAGUUUAAUUUUUGAGAACUGCGAUGUAGGUGCUCUAUUUAAAUAGUACUAAUUUAUUACGCAAAUUGUUUUUGCUUAAAAUGUUUCAAUUUGAAAGAUAAUUAUACGCUUUGAUUAUCUCUUCCAUGAUAAACUUUUACAUUGAAGGGAUUCACAGUUUUGUGUUGUUAAUUAAGAUGUACUUAGAACUGUAUUAUAUAUGUAUAUAUAAGGAGAUAUCAGUAAUUUAUAAUAUGGUGAUCGCACAUAAAAUAAAUCUUAUCCAUGGCAACUGUGCUUGAUAUUGCCAAAAAUGAAAUGUAUUUGAAAUCUGAUUUCUAUCCUAUGAUUCAGUACUUUAGAUAUGUAAAUGAUAAAAGUCUAAAGUAAAUUUAAUUUAAAUUGAGUUAAAAAAAAAUCUGGAAUAUUCAAAUUAACAUACUGUAUGUUAUCUCCUGUUUUCAUUAUCAGUUUUGAUUAAUUUUAGAAGUCUCUGAAAACCAAUAUCUUGUGCUCUUGCCAUUUAGACUAUUUUUAUUAUUUAAUUAAUUGUUCAGUAGGAUUUUUUCCAUGUUUGUUUUGUUUUCAAUGACCUAGGCAAUCAUGACUUGUUUGAAAUCUAGUCACUACAGUGUUAGCAUAAUUUGUACAUAUUCUGCUGCACUGUUGUCUCGCACACCCGCCCUUCCUUCCGUUUUCUUAUCUACAAUUUGUUUUGUUUAUUUGUUUACUUUUUCUUUAUUCAAAUUUACUUGCAAUUCUUCUUGUGUAAUAGAUAAAGGGCAAUUCUGCAAUAAUUCAUUAUUUCAGACUUUGUCAAAAUCAAAUACUGAUUUCAGAUGAUAGUGAUUAUUUUAAAAUAUUGAUUUGUUUAAUAUAUUUACUAAGUUUUAAGUAAAUAUCAAUAAUUUGUAGUUUGUAUAUAUAACAUGACAGAAAAACAUACAGGAGAACUUUCCUGUAAGUUUUAGAGUUUGUGUCUCAUGAAUAUAUAACUUGACUGUUCAAAAUACCAGUAACAUCAAAUGAAACUGUCCAACGAAGUAAAAUAGUUUUUGAUUGUGUGAAGUUUUCCUGUUGUAAGUUAUUAUUGAACUUUUUGUAAUUUUUUCUAAGGUGCUCUGCUACACAGAAAUCUGUUUUAGACAUUAAUUCUGUAUUAUCUGUCCAAUCAGAAGCCAUUAAACUGACCAGCUGAUAUAUUUAAUUAUUACAUGCUAUAAAUAAAUUUUGGUUUCUUUUAAAAUGCAAACAGUGUAUGUGACUGCAACAUUCAUAGUUUCAAUGAUUUGACUAAAAAUCUAAAUAAAAAAACUAAAUUUGGAAGUGGUCUUUCCAUCUGAUAUACUUCCACUCUACAAUCAACAUUUUGAAUUUCCCCCCAGAUUGGUUUGGAGACAAAGAUGGUGAUAUUUACACUAGCAUCUACAAUGGUAUAAUUUUGUGUAGUAAUAGGCUGAAUUUUAGACAAUGCUUAAUCUGCUGUUAUAGAUUGUAAGAAAAUGUAUUGAUAUUCACUAAUGUGUAUGUUAUAAUAUAUAUCAGCAGUUUUUAUGGACUAAGGCAGAUUUCUGAGUAUAUGUGUUUGAUUCGCUGGAUGUAUCUGCAUAAUCAUGAGUUUUUGGGUGGAUUUUAAAACAUUAAUGCAUGUGUGUAUUUCUGGUCAGUAUUAAUGUUUAAGAAGUUUGAUUGGCAAGUUUAUUGCACGCAUACAAGCAUAUCAAUAAAUUAUAUGACUUUAUCAUGGCUAUUUUUGUGCAAGUUGCUACAGCACAACUCAAGUUUCACCUUGUAACCAGGUCGCCCGCCCGUAAUGUCUGGAUAUUCACUAACUCUGUACACUUUACGUAAUGGAGGAAAUUAUUCGUAAGUGCUAAACAGGAACUCCUCUGUUCGAAAUUUUAUGUUUGAUGUUUAUGUAUUAAUUGUCAUCGAGAAAGUUCUUAAUUACAAAUUGAUGUCAAAUAUUUGUUCAUUCUUCUUCUUCUCUAAAUAACAUUCCUAUUCUAUCUAAAAGAAAAGUGCAUUUUUAUAUCAUUAUCAUAUACACGUAAUGCUAUUCAUUGCUUUACACUUUCAUUAUUUUACAAUGGAAAUCAUUUAAAGAUUUUUCAGAAUUUAUCAACAGAUAUAAUUUGUAAAUGGAUUCACUUUGUGAAAGUUAAUUCACCACUGGAAUAUCCUACUUACUGUUCAUUUUAGCCGAGAUGUUUAACAACUUACAACCAUCAGACAUUCUGGGCAGGCGAUCAUACAUCAGCUUUCCAUAUCUUCAUCUUCAUCCUCAUCCUCACUUUCUUCAUCAUGUUUAUUAUUCAUUUUUUUUAAAUAAAAAAUAAUUACAAAAUAUA
Molecule: messenger RNA, 16393 nt
Organism: Pecten maximus
Lineage: Eukaryota; Metazoa; Mollusca; Bivalvia; Pectinida; Pectinidae
Product: neural-cadherin-like
Biological process (GO): homophilic cell-cell adhesion; adherens junction organization; calcium-dependent cell-cell adhesion
Cellular component (GO): adherens junction; plasma membrane; catenin complex
Molecular function (GO): cadherin binding; calcium ion binding
Source: RefSeq, a predicted model, not a curated record